Molecule: messenger RNA, 1149 nt
Organism: Cucurbitaria berberidis CBS 394.84
Lineage: Eukaryota; Fungi; Ascomycota; Dothideomycetes; Pleosporales; Cucurbitariaceae
Product: cysteine proteinase
Exons: 3
Coding region: 1-1149 (382 amino acids)
Biological process (GO): protein deubiquitination
Cellular component (GO): cytosol; nucleus
Molecular function (GO): cysteine-type deubiquitinase activity; cysteine-type endopeptidase activity
Source: RefSeq, a predicted model, not a curated record
AUGGUUGUUACAACCCGACGAGGCACGCGGGCUCAACAGGCUCCUGAACGGACAAUACUCCAGCUCGAGCGCGAUCAAGUUGCAGCUGGUAUGAAUAUGGACUGGCUUCCACAGGGCACCCGCCCCAAUCUGAACAGCAGAGGCAUCGUUAAUGGAGGUAACCUAUGUUACCAAUCAGCUCCUUUACAAGCGCUUUUGCAUCAGCCACCAUUUUUACAGUUCAUUUCUCAGCAUGAUCCAGCCGUGUGUCCGGUUGACAAUUGCUUGAAGUGUUUUCUCCAGCAGCUCGUUGAGGAAUAUUGGGGCCCUACUUUCACUUAUAGAGCUAUCCGCGCGGCGGACGAUCCACAUGAUAUCGCCGUUAUGUCGCACGAAGAGCCUGGUAAUAGGUUCACUCCGAACGAACAGGAAGAUGCUCAUGACUUUUAUACCUGGGUGCUUGAUGCACUCUCACGAGAUGCACCGAACCGAGACUGGCUUCCUAGACUUCACACCCUCUAUCGUAUCAACAUUCAAGCGAGUGAUACAUGCCGCACAUGUGGCUAUGUUACGAACCCGCCCAUGGAUACACCUACGACGCUCGAUGUCGGCGUGCUACCCAAAUACACUGACAUCCACCAAGCCAUCACAGAUACGCUGCAUCACGACAUUCCAGGUAGACAUUGCCGCCGCUGCCGACAAAACCGCAACUUCAGCCGCGACUGCGAAAUCGUAGCUGCGCCCAAGAUUCUUGUUGUAAUGUUCAGAAUUCUUGUCUACCCGUCCAAGAUCACGCACCCAAUUCCGUGUCCUGAGGAUCUUGAUCUCACUGCAUACCAGCAGGUGCGCACACUUCCAUUGAGGUAUCGACUUUCGAGCUUGGUGUCGCAUGGAGGAGGAGGAGAAGACGGAGGACACUAUAUUGCUACUGUACGAGGGCAGAACGCUGGCACUUAUACGUGCAUCUCGGAUGCUGCUAUGAUGCCCGUCACACAUGCGGAGUUCCUAGCGAAUCCACAGAGACCUACGGGCUUGACGGACUAUAACCAGCUGCAGGUAUAUCUGUUGAGUUAUAUCAGAGAUGACGAAGGGAGGGCAAUGCCAGCUGCUCCUACGGGGAGGAAGGGGUAUAAAGGGCGAUUGCGGAGAGAGUUGAGGAAUUUGAUGUGA